This is a messenger RNA of Dermatophagoides pteronyssinus (European house dust mite), 937 nucleotides long. RefSeq lists its product as uncharacterized. Lineage: Eukaryota; Metazoa; Arthropoda; Arachnida; Sarcoptiformes; Pyroglyphidae. Gene Ontology annotation, biological process: vesicle-mediated transport. Gene Ontology annotation, cellular component: membrane. The record is from RefSeq and is a predicted model, not a curated record.
CAAGUUAUUAAAUGCGUAAGAAUGACAUCAUCAUCGUUUGGAACAGAUUUUUGUUUGUUUAGUUGUUGAUCAUCUGAUUUGUUUAAUAAUUGCAAUUUAAAUACGGACAAUGUCCACUAAUGUUAAUCUUAGUUCUGAUCUGAAUAAUUAUCUUAAAUCAUCUGGGUCUUCGAUUACUAAUAAUCAAUCUCAAGCCACUAGUAAAUCGAUUAAAGAAUGGUUCGACGGUACCGGUUCUGAUAUGAAAAAAGGGUGGUUUUCCUAUCAACCAUUACGUACAUCACCAAGUGACGAAGAAUUAAAUAAUGUCGGAAUUUCAUCACCUGUACAAAAUGGCACCAGUAGAACAAAUUCUUGGUUUCGUAUUCCAUUCGUUUCGAGCGAACCGGAACCCAAAGGAUGGUUUCCAACUUUGACUAGAACUCAACGAAUAAUUGGUUUCAUAACGUGUUUUUUUAUGGGCAUAACAUGUUUCUCAAUAUCGGCGAUGUACAUUCCAAUUUUGUUGUUUGCAGCAAGAAAAUUCUCGAUACUAUUCACAUUUGGUUCGAUAUUUAUUGUGGCAAGUUUUGCCAUUUUAUUAGGUCCUAUGAAUCAUCUCAAACAUCAAUUUUCUAAAGAAAGACUACCAUUUACAGCCGGCUAUUUUGGUUCUUUGAUCGCCACACUAUAUUUUGCUUUACAAGUUCAAAGUACCAUAUUGACAUCUAUAUUUGCAAUAAUACAAGUGAUAGCAUUGAUCUGGUACGUUGUGACAUACAUUCCUGGUGGUCAAACUGGCUUGAUGUUUUUCUCAAAAAUGGCCGCCAGUACUGUAUCAAAAACUUUACCUGUUUGAUUCUUUGAGUGAUAUAAUUGUACAAUUUUGUAUAUAAAUUGUCAUGCCUUCAUUUAUUAUAAUUAAAUGCUGUUCCAAUAAAAAGUUCUUUCUAAAUAA